Molecule: messenger RNA, 1553 nt
Organism: Carlito syrichta (Philippine tarsier)
Lineage: Eukaryota; Metazoa; Chordata; Mammalia; Primates; Tarsiidae
Gene: CFAP161
Product: cilia and flagella associated protein 161
Exons: 8
Coding region: 134-1039 (301 amino acids)
Biological process (GO): cilium assembly
Cellular component (GO): motile cilium
Source: RefSeq, a predicted model, not a curated record
AACAUCAAGUCUCAGAUAGUCCUACAGCUCCGGGACCUCGUCCAAUCGCCCGUGGUCGGGUCGUCAUGGCGACAGGGCACGCUAACGCAGGCGGUGUCGGAGGGAGACCUGCUAAGCUGGACCGCAGGGGGCGAUGGCGCAGAACCUCUACGGUCCACACGUCCGGAUAGGCAACUGGAAUGAGGACGUCUACCUGGAGGAGGAGCUCAUGAAAGACUUCUUAGAAAAGAGAGAUAAGGGAAUACUUCUCAUACAGAGAAAUAGAAGACUAAAAAAGAAUCUUUUGAGACCGAUGCAGCUUUCCGUAUCCGAAGAUGGAUACAUCCAUUAUGGCGACAAAGUGAUGCUUGUGAACCCCGACCAUCCUGAGACAGAAGCUGAUGUGUUUCUGCGUGGGGACCUGAGCCUGUGUAUGACUCCAGAUGAAAUUCAAGCCCAUCUGAGUGAUGAACUCAAGGUGCCUUGUGACCUGAGUGCGGUUCAAACCAAGACCCCGGUUGGCAGAAACACUUUUAUCAUUUUGAGUAUAGACCAAGAUGCCACUGGUUGCGUCCUUAAAUAUGGGCAGAACUUUUGCCUUGGAAUAACAGGAGGAUUUGAAAACAAAAUGUUGUAUGUAUCAAGUGACCACAGGACCCUCCUGAAAUCGUCUAAGAGGUCUUGGCUCCAGGAAGUGUACCUGACGGAUGAGGUCUCCCAUUUGAACUGCUGGCAGGCUGCCCUCCCUGACCCUCAGCUGCGCCUGGAACAUGAAGGCUUGCCCAUCCCGGCAAAUACCAAAAUUCUCAUCAAUCACUGCCACACGAAUCGGGGACUGGCGGCCCACCGACACCUUUUCCUAAGCACCUAUUUUGGAAAGGAAGCGGAGGUUGUAGCCCACACCUACCUGGAUUCACACAGAGUGGAAAAACCAAAGAACCACUGGAUGCUGGUUACUGGAAAUCCCAGGGAUCACUCAUCCACCAUGUUGGACCUGCCCAAACCGCUGGCAGAGGAUACGCGAGCCAUGGAACAGGCCAUGGGUCUCAACAUGCAGUAACAUACCAGGCACACAUGUAUUCUCUCAGGCCCUGCUGUCAUCAGAUGUGGCUGUAAAAGAAAUUGACAACCUUGGCCAUGCCUCAAGCUAUUUCAUAGUAAGAUGUAGAACUCUCUGAGCACUAUGUUAAAACAAAGGCUAUGUGAAGAUUAUUGAAUCUGUGAUGAGGGUCUAGGGCUAGAAAAAAAAAUGUGCUCUGGGGAAUAAAUAGAAACAAGAGCCCUUUGUUGACAACCAAAUUCUGAAAGACUCAGCUUCCUCUGCUUAGAUCCUUCACGGGAGCAGUCUCUACAGGGGCUGGGUGUUACUUUUUGAAGUUCUGUCUGUGUAAUAAAGUGAUUAGAACUAUACUGGCUUUUUGGCACCACUAUGUCCCUCUCUACUCUGUACCAGGAAAUCAACAAUGUGUAGCUGUGAACUUGCCUUGGAAUAAAAAAUACUCCCCCCUUGUAAAACAUGCUAUUUUUAUUUCUCUCUCUGGCUUCGGAGGUCAGGACUUCUGACUGACUGGUAA